Molecule: messenger RNA, 3863 nt
Organism: Medicago truncatula (barrel medic)
Lineage: Eukaryota; Viridiplantae; Streptophyta; Magnoliopsida; Fabales; Fabaceae
Product: putative disease resistance protein RGA1
Exons: 3
Coding region: 1322-3490 (722 amino acids)
Source: RefSeq, a predicted model, not a curated record
UGCACUAAAUAUUUUUGACAAGUUGCAUCAGAACUGCAACCACCGAGUUAAUAAAUAACCCUUGAAAACAAAUAACAAAGCAUAUUCAACUUCCAAAAGCAAAGUCUAUCUCCAAACCAAACCUUGUUUCAUUUCUGUUCUCAUACCUACAAAAUGGCUGAAGCUUUGAUUGGAAUCGUGAUAGAAAACCUUGGAUCUUUUGUUCGAGAGGAGAUUGCAUCCUUUUUGGGUGUUGGAGAAUUGACCCAGAAACUAAAUGAAAACCUCACCACAAUCCGUGAUGUACUAAAAGAUGCUGAAAAGAAGCAAAUAACAAACGAUCCUGUGAGGAACUGGCUGCAAAAACUGGGUGACGCUGCUUAUGUACUUGAUGAUAUAUUGGAUGAAUGUUCAAUAACUUCAAAAGCGCAUGGAGGCAACAAGUGCAUCACUAGUUUCCAUCCUAUGAAGAUUUUGGCUCGUCGCAACAUUGGAAAGAGGAUGAAGGAGGUUGCUAAAAGGAUUGAUGAUAUUGCUGAAGAAAGGAUCAAGUUUGGAUUUCAACUAGUGGGAGUCACAGAGGAGCACCAACGAGGAGAUGAUGAAUGGCGCCAAACUAUUUCUAUUGUUACCGAACCGAAAGUAUAUGGAAGAGACAAAGAUAAAGAGCAGAUUGUAGAGUUUCUUCUAAAUGCUAGCGACAGUGAAGAACUCUCUGUCUGUUCCAUUGUUGGUGUUGGCGGACAAGGAAAAACAACACUCGCUCAAGUGGUCUUCAAUGAUGAAAGGGUAAAAACACAUUUUGACUUGAAAAUAUGGGUGUGUUUCGGACGAUUUCAGUUUGAUGAAAAUUUUAGAGUCCAUCACAGAAAACACCAUUGGAAAAAAUCUAGAUCUCUUGUCUUUAGAAACCUUGAGAAAAAAGGUUCAAGAAAUUUUGCAAAACAAAAAGUAUUUGCUUGUUCUUGAUGAUGUUUGGAGUGAAGACCAAGAGAAAUGGAAUAAGUUAAAGUCUUUGUUGCAACUUGGAAAGAAAGGUGCAUCAAUUUUGGUCACUACCAGACUUGAGAUUGUUGCAUCCAUCAUGGGAACUAAGGUUCAUCCUUUAGCACAGUUAUCUGAUGAUGACAUCUGAUCGUUGUUCAAACAACAUGCUUUUGGAGCAAAUAGAGAAGGGCGUGCAGAGCUUGUGGAAAUAGGCCAAAAGUUAGUGAGAAAAUGUGUGGGUUCACCUCUUGCUGCUAAAGUAUUGGGAAGCCUUUUGCGCUUUAAAAGCGAUGAACAUCAAUGGACUUCUGUGGUGGAAAGUGAGUUUUGGAAUUUAGCAGAUGAUAACCAUGUCAUGUCUGCUUUGAGACUGAGCUACUUUAACUUGAAAUUGUCAUUGAGGCCAUGUUUUACUUUUUGUGCUGUUUUUCCUAAGGAUUUUGAAAUGGAAAAGGAAUUUUUCAUUCAACUUUGGAUGGCUAAUGGACUUGUUACAUCUAGAGGAAACUUACAGAUGGAGCAUGUUGGUAAUGAGGUAUGGAAUGAAUUAUAUCAAAGGUCAUUUUUUCAAGAAAUCAAAUCAGAUUUAGUAGGUAACAUUACAUUCAAAAUGCAUGAUUUAGUCCAUGAUUUAGCUAAGUCUGUUAUUGGAGAAGAAUGUAUGGCUUUUGAGGCUGAAAGCUUAGCUAAUCUGUCAAGUAGAGUUCACCAUAUAAGUUGCUUUGAUACUAAGAGAAAAUUUGAUUACAACAUGAUUCCUUUCAAAAAAGUUGAAUCCUUGCGAACCUUUCUUUCAUUAGAUGUGUUGCUAUCACAACCUUUCUUGAUUCCUCUCCGAGCUUUAGCUACAAGUUCAUUUCAACUCUCAUCAUUGAAGAAUUUAAUACAUUUGAGGUUGUUGGUACUUUGCGAUAGUGAUAUCACAACCUUGCCCGCGUCUAUUUGUAAACUGCAGAAAUUGCAAACACUUAGAAUUGAAUCUUGCAAUUUUUUCUCUAGUUUUCCCAAACAAUUCAAAAAAUUGCAGGACCUUCGACAUCUCAUGAUUGAAGAUUGUCCAUCAUUGAAAUCAACUCCUUUCAGAAUUGGAGAGUUAACUAGUCUGCAAACAUUGACCAAUUUCAUGGUUGGUUCAAAAACUGGGUUUGGUUUAGCAGAGCUACACAAGUUACAAUUAGGAGGCAAGCUAUACAUCAAAGGUCUUGAGAAUGUGUCGAACGAAGAUGAUGCUAGAGAAGCUAAUUUGAUUGGAAAGAAGGACUUAAAUCGCUUAUAUUUGUCAUGGGGUGAUUCAAGAGUUAGUGGUGUUCAUGCUAAGCGAGUACUUGAAGCUCUUGAGCCCCAGUCAGGAAUUAAGCAUUUUGGGGUGGAAGGUUAUGGGGGAACAGAUUUUCCUCAUUGGAUGAAAAAUACUUCUAUUCUGAAAGGUUUAGUUCGUAUUAUUCUCUCUGACUGUAAAAACUGCAGGCAGCUUCCUCCAUUUGGUAAAUUACCAUGUUUAAAUAUUCUUUUUGUAUCUGGAAUGAAUGAUUUAAAGUACAUUGAUGAUGACAUGUAUGAACCUGCGACUGAGAAGGCUUUUACGUCAUUGAAAAAAAUGACUUUGCGUGACCUACCGAAUUUAGAGAGGGUGUUGGAAGUCGAAGGAGUAGAGAUGCUACCACAACUUUUAAAGUUACAUAUAAGAAAUGUCCCCAAACUUACAUUGCCACCCCUUCCAUCUGUUAAAUCAUUUUAUGCUGAAGGAGGCAAUGAAGAGUUAUUGAAGUCCAUUGUUGACAACAGUAAUCUUAAGUCACUUCACAUAUCCAAAUUUGCCAGACUCAUGGAAUUACCUGGUACGUUUGAACUCGGCACUUUUAGUGCCUUAGAAGAGCUUCGAAUUGAAUAUUGUGAUGAAAUGGAGUCAUUAUCAGAUAAAUUGUUGCAAGGUUUGAGUUCUCUUCAAAAAUUGUUAGUUGCUUCAUGCUCUAGAUUUAAAUCCCUGUCUGACUGUAUGAGAUCACACCUAACUUGUCUUAAGACACUUUAUAUCAGCGACUGUCCACAGUUUGUUUUUCCACAUAACAUGAACAAUCUAACUUCCCUGAUUGUCUCCGGGGUUGAUGAAAAAGUACUAGAAAGCUUAGAAGGCAUCCCCUCACUACAAAGUUUGUCUCUGCAAAAUUUCCUUUCUCUAACAGCCUUGCCAGACUGUUUGGGUACCAUGACUUCUCUUCAAGAAUUAUACAUCAUUGGUUUUCCAAAAUUAAGUUCACUACCAGACAACUUUCAGCAACUCACAAACUUGAUGGAGUUAAGUAUUGUUGAUUGCCCUAAGUUGGAGAAGAGAUGCAAGAGAGGAAUAGGUGAAGAUUGGCAUAAGAUAGCUCACAUUCCUGAAUUUUAUUUGGAAUCUGAUAAAAAACCAACAUUUUGUGAUAAUAUCAUAUCAGCAUGGAAGAAGCAAUUCUGGGACCCCUGUCAAAGCUCUUACUCUGGAUGGAGUUAUUUUGACUCGAUGGUUAAAGACGAGGAUAAAUAACGCUGUUGUCUUCAUUCUUACGUGUUGUCGCACCGAAGAAAUUGUAGACUCAUGGACAUCUUUCUCAAGCAUCAUCAUCUGGAUGUUCUUCAAAACAACACAGCAUCUCUUAUUAAUGCAUUUGACUGUUUCUUAGGAUGAUUCUUUUUAGUUUGAACUGCAACUUUUUAACACAAGUAUUGGUUUGUAAGGUUAUUGAGUAGUGAUUUAGAUGGGAGAGAACCGAGCUCUCGAAACUUAGUGACAGUACUGUGUCUGUUUUCUUUGUAAUAUUUCAAUUAUGCAGCGCAGCAGUGUAAAUGCUUGUAUUCAAUGUCUGUUUGAGACCAUUUUCUUUAGAGUUUCAUCAAUAAAAUCGUUGUUAUUCAGUGAA